Durusdinium trenchii is the source of this 885-nucleotide messenger RNA. The record is from the annotation of a GenBank genome assembly. Lineage: Eukaryota; Dinophyceae; Suessiales; Symbiodiniaceae.
CGAACAGGAAAGCUACAUUCGCGUGCAAUAUUCUGAGCCAUGCAGUGCAUAGGGCGAGCUCUGUCAUUGUCUGGAAGAUUCGUUUCUCAGAUGUCCCGGGACGUCUCGCAUUUGGCAAGACCGAGAUACGGUGGACUUUUGAAUGCGUCAAUGCUGCCGUUCUCGAGCCGUUGGUCAUUUUGCUUGACCGAAGUGCAAAUGAUGGCACAGAUGGGACGGGUGCCACUGGCAGCUUCGAGAUCACAAACUCCACAGUUGCCUUUUAACCUGCGAGCUUUUUCAACAAGGAAUAUUGGAGGAAGGCUCUUCUACAAGAGACGGCCGAAAAUGGUGCCCAAAUGGAAGUUCAAUCCGCGAUCUAAAUGGCUGGAAGGUGCUGGAAACCGGAAGGGUGUCUGCACAAAGGUCUUCAUCCAGUCUCCAAAGAAACCGAACUCGGGCCAGAAGAAGGUUUGUUACGUGCGCCUCUCCAAUGGGCGUGUUGUGAAGGCAUACAUUCCUGGCCAGGGUCACAACCUUCAGGUGCACUCGGUGGUCAUGGUCCGAGGGGGUCGCCGAAGAGAGCUAAUCGGCUGCAACCUGACCUGUAUGAGGGGCCAGUACGACCUUCUUCCAGUGAAGAAUCGCGGGAGCAAGCGCUCGAAGUAUGGUGUCAAGCGGCCGAAUCUGGAGCCAGUUCGAGCGCGGUGGAAGAAGCCUGAGCAUGUCAAGAACCGGACGACCAUAGUCGAUCGACGUCUACACUUCUACAGGACUGGAGAGAUGCUUGAUGAGAAUGCCGAUCUUUCCUCCAAUAGGUUUCUGCCUCCACGGGUUCCAAGCAUGACUCUACGCCGUCCAAAGCAAAAGACGACGUGAGUUGGCUUGAAGCCUUGACACGGCGAC